GAAGCUGAUAUGGCCAUUGCACCUUUAACCAUAACUUCAGCAAGAGAACGUGUUAUAGAUUUUACAAAACCAUUUAUGUCUCUUGGUAUAAGUAUUAUGAUAAAGAAACCAAUGAAGAAGAAACCGGGAGUAUUUUCUUUCAUGAAUCCUCUCUCAAAAGAAAUCUGGAUGUGUAUCAUCUUUGCAUAUGUUGGAGUCUCAGUUGUUUUGUUUUUGGUGAGUCGCUUCUCACCACAUGAGUGGCGAUUGGAAGAUUCUUUAGUUGGUCCUUCAGUUGCCAAUGAUUUUUCACUCUACAACAGUCUUUGGUUUUCACUUGGAGCAUUUAUGCAACAAGGUUGCGAUAUUUGUCCAAGAUCAAUAGGCGGCCGAAUAGUUGGAAGUGUUUGGUGGUUUUUCACUUUGAUAAUUAUUUCCUCGUAUACUGCAAAUUUAGCUGCUUUUUUAACCGUUGAGAGAAUGGUAACACCAAUUAAUUCUGCGGAUGAUCUAGCCAAGCAAACAGAAGUAGAAUAUGGCACUCUUAGAUACUCUUCAACUCAAGAAUUUUUUAAGAAAUCUAAGAUAACUGUGUAUGCCCGAAUGUGGGAAUUUAUGAACUCAAGAAAACAUGUAUUUGUACCUUCUUAUGAAGAAGGAAUUAGAAGGGUUCGAGAAUCAAAAGGUAAAUAUGCUUUUCUAAUGGAAUCAACAAAAAACGACUACAUUAAUGAAAGACAACCAUGUGAUACUAUGAAAGUUGGACGCAAUCUAGAUGCCAAAGGCUAUGGAGUAGCCACACCUUUGGGGUCAAACCUCAGGGACCAAUUAAAUUUAGCUGUAUUGUCUCUAAAAGAGAAAGGUGAUUUAGCUAGACUUGAAAACAAAUGGUGGUAUGAUCGAAGCGAAUGUAGAAAUGGUGAUACAAAAGAAUCAUCUCAAAAUGAACUUACUCUUAGCAAUGUAGCUGGAUGUUUUUAUAUCCUAAUAGGUGGAUUGGUUCUGGCGAUGAUAGUUGCAUUACUUGAAUUUUGUUACAAAGCUCGGCUGGAAGCAAUAAAAUCAAAGAUGAGUAUAUGUGAAGCUAUGGCAAGCAAGGUGAAGAUGUCUAUAACAGGAGGUGGAGACAGCGACCGAGCUCGGGUAAUGAGCGGAUCUGUCUGAUUGCCACAAUAUUAUCUACCAACUGAACCACUUGUGAGUCCCGAAGGUUUGUGCGAACAAGUAAAUUAUCAUACUAUGGUCUAAAAUGGAUAUGUGCAAGAAACUUCUAAAAAUAAUGUGUGUAAGAAACAUUUUAAAUGUACCACUUCCAAAUAAACUUUUCAUCACAACA
This is a messenger RNA of Parasteatoda tepidariorum (common house spider), 1315 nucleotides long. Its product is annotated as glutamate receptor 1. The record is from RefSeq and is a predicted model, not a curated record. Gene Ontology annotation, cellular component: membrane. Gene Ontology annotation, biological process: monoatomic ion transport. NCBI's taxonomy places the organism in Eukaryota, Metazoa, Arthropoda, Arachnida, Araneae, Theridiidae. Gene Ontology annotation, molecular function: signaling receptor activity; ligand-gated monoatomic ion channel activity.